This is a messenger RNA of Camponotus floridanus (Florida carpenter ant), 1741 nucleotides long. It is a transcript of the gene Tk, whose product is annotated as tachykinins. The record is from RefSeq and is a predicted model, not a curated record. The transcript has 7 exons. Lineage: Eukaryota; Metazoa; Arthropoda; Insecta; Hymenoptera; Formicidae. Bases 138 to 1310 code for a protein of 390 amino acids.
GCUGUUCGCCAUACCGAACAGUUCUCACCUUGAAACCCGGAGGAUUGCCAAACUCCAAACGGAUCGUCGAUUUCUCUCAUCGAAUUCAUUGUUACGUUGUCACGUCUUUUGACACUUUCAAUUCUACUUUUAAAAGAAUGCUUAUCAACUCAGUUCUUUUUCUGGCAAUUUGGAGUUCAUCGUUUGCGGAAGAAUCGUCUUCCAGCGAUGCUACGUCCAACAAACGAGCGGCUAUGGGAUUUCAGGAUAUGCGCGGAAAUAAAAAUCUCAUUCCUACUUCCUUAGAACACAAUAAAUUAUCCAAGAGAACGCUAAUGGAUUUUCAAGAUAAUAAGGAUUCGAAUGCGCCCGACAUUGAAGAUAAUCUUUCUCACGAGUUUGAGAAACGAGCACCAAUGGGAUUUCAGGGUAUGAGAGGGAAAAAAGGUUAUUUAACGCCUGAUUUCGAAGAUUCCUAUUUUCGUGACGAGAAAAGAGCACCAAUGGGUUUCCAGGGUAUGAGAGGAAAAAAAGUUGUUUCAGAUGAUGACUAUUAUAAACGAGCACCGAUGGGAUUUCAAGGAAUGAGAGGAAAGAAGUCUUUGGAAGAGGUGUUAGGUGAAAUCGAAAAGAAGGCCGCGAUGGAUUAUUAUGAUACGAGAGAUAAAAAGACAUAUGUUUUCGAAUAUCCGGAAGAUUACGAAAAGAGACUCCUCGCGAGUAUUCGUGGCAAGUUGAAAGAAUUUCCGAUGGAAUGGGAGAAAAGGGCUCCUAUGGGAUUUCAGGGGAUGAGAGGCAAGAAAUCAUUGCUCGAUGAGAUAGAAGAACUUGAGAAACGAACUAUCAUGGGUUUUCAGGGUAUGAGGGGCAAGAAAAAUGCUUUGGAAAAUUACAUAGAUUAUUACUUGGAUCCCGACAUGGAUUUCGACAAGAGGGCACCAAUGGGUUUCCAAGGAAUGAGAGGCAAAAAAGAUUCUGAUAAAAGAGCACCUAUGGGUUUCCAAGGCAUGAGAGGCAAAAGAAAUACGGGACAAAGAUUUGAUACCGGCAUCAAUUUUAACAUCCGAUCAUCAAACGAAUACCAAGGAACGAACAAUAGGAGAAACGCUCUAGCUUCGUGUCAACUUGAAAAACGAUCGCCUUUCCGAUAUUUCGAGAUGCGCGGUAAGAAAAAUCCACGAUGGGAGUUACGGGGGAUGUUUGUGGGGGUAAGAGGCAAAAAAUGGGCGACAGCCCCGUACGAGGACGACAGCCCGUUCAUAAGCGUGUUUGAUAACACCGAAAGGAUUGGCGUGGAUGGGGAUUCGCCAGCAAUAUUAGAUUCACAAUAAUGCAGCAAUCCUUAGAAGCGAUAACUGUUACGAAACAUCUUCUCCAAAUAAUUAAACCGAGCUAACCUAAAUAACUGACUCUAAAAGUGAACAAGAAAAUACAUACUAUCAAUUAUGAUGAAUGAAAAAAUGUCGUCUAUUGAUUUAUAGGUCUAUUCUAAAUUACAGCUAGUAAAAUUCGAUAAUAAAAAUAGCUUCAUCAUAAUUAUUAUUAUAAUUAUUAUUAUUAUUUUACAUAUCGUAAGCUGAUCUUGAUCUAGUCAAUGGUAAUAAAAUUAUUUGUUAUGUAUACGCUAUAUUAUUUAUGUUUCGCAGCUAGUAAAAUUUAGAAAUGCGUGCAAUGGAUGCAGGUCGCAAGUCGCAAAUCGUAAAUACAAUUAAUAGAGAGAUGUAAAUUUAGUGUACAUACAAUGAACAAAGACAAACAUACA